CGUCAGUCCCGAGGGAAGCAGACUUCGAGCUCAGAGGGAGAGACGAGAGAGGAUGGAAGAGAGAAAAUGGCAACGAUGGUUUGUAGGGCAGGCUUUUUGCUAAGAGGUGGGAGGUGAAGGAAAGACAGAUAACAGGCAAAAAGACAGAAAAAGAGCAAAAGAAAGUGAGAAGAACAAAUAGAAGGGAAACAGGAGGUGAAGAGCGUUGCAGAGGAAAAGAGAGCAACAGAAGCAGCUAAAGGUUGACGUGUUACCAUGACAACAGAAGCGGGCUCUGAGACAGAGGUGAAGGAGAAAGCAGAGGAGUCAGCCGCUCAGCCAGAGCAGUCGGAGAAGCCCGCAGAAGAAACCAAGGAAGUAACCAACGCUGAGGGAGAGGAGAAGAAGGAAGAGAAGGAGAAAGAGGGGAAAGAGGGGAAGGGAAUAGCUCGCUACCUGCCAACAUGGCUUAAGAAGCAGAAGUCUCAGAGCCAGACCUCCCCAACUAAGGAGGUCCCACCCGCAGAGGAAGCUGUUAGCAAGGUGACACAGGAAGAGGACGGGCCUGCCCCAGAGGUGAACGGUCACGCAGAGGAAGUAGAAGAGAAGGAGGCAGUCAAGUCGGAGGAAGUCAAGGAAAAAGAAGCUGAGUCUCAAUCCACCACCAGUGCAGACACUGAGCCUGCCAAAGAGGAGAAAGUGGAAGAGACUGCUGAGAAAAGUCCUGAAGAGGCAACCGUGACAACAGAGGGAGAGGGAGCAGAGGAGCAGAAGAAGGAGCAGGAAGAAAAGGUGGAAGGUGAAGAAGAGGGGGGAGGAGGAGGAGGACAGACCUCGAUUUUCCAGUCUCCUCUGCGUCUGGUGAGGAAGAACAAGAUGAAGCUGGUGGUGUGUCACGUGACCCUCCUGGACGGGACCGACUUCUCCUGCGAGGUCGAGAAGCGUGCCAAGGGCCAGUACCUGUUCUUUAAGGUGUGUGAGCACCUGAACCUAAUGGAGAAAGACUACUUUGGACUCACAUACGUGGACAACCAUGAACAGAAGUGUUGGUUGGAUCCCACCAAGGAAAUCAAGAGACAGAUACGCAGCAACAACUGGCAGUUUGCAUUCAACGUCAAGUUCUACCCUCCCGACCCCUCACUGCUCACUGAAGACAUUACCAGGUACCUGUUGUGUCUGCAGCUCCGUGAAGAUGUGGCUUCUGGACGGCUGCCUUGCUCAUUUGUCACUCACGCUCUGCUGGGGUCAUACACACUGCAGGCAGAAUUCGGUGACUAUGAACCUGACCAGCCUCGGCUUCUGGACGUCAGUCAGCUGACCUUUGCACCCAAUCAGAAUAAAGAGAUGGAGGAGAAGAUUCUUGAGCUCCACAAAUCUCACAGGGGAAUGACACCAGCACAGGCCGAUGCCCAGUUUCUAGAAAAUGCCAAGAAGCUGUCCAUGUACGGGGUGGACCUGCACCAUGCUAAGGACUCUGAGGGCGUGGACAUCAUGCUGGGUGUGUGCGCCAACGGGCUCCUGGUUUACAAAGACAGGCUUCGGAUAAAUCGCUUCGCUUGGCCUAAAAUACUCAAGAUCUCAUACAAGAGGAACAACUUCUACAUCAAGAUCAGACCAGGAGAGACGGAGCAGUUUGAGAGCACGGUGGGAUUCAAACUCCAGAAUCAUCGAUCUGCCAAAAGGCUGUGGAAAGUCUGCGUGGAGAAUCACAGUUUCUUCAGGUUAAACGCACCAGAACCUCCCACCAAGGCCCGCUUCUUGACUCUGGGCUCCAAGUUCCGUUACAGCGGGCGAACCCAGGCCCAGACCCGCUUGGCCAGCUCCCUCAUAGACCGACCUGCACCCAGCUUCGAACGCACCUCAUCCAAACGUAUCAGCCGCAGUCUGGAUGGAGCACCAGUGAUCAGCAUAACUGAAGCCACAUCUGAGAACGGACGUGAGCCCCACCUGGAGCUCCACUCUGACUCUAAGGUUAAGGAGGUGGACUUAAGCCCUGGUGAUGCUGAAGCCACGCCCACCCAGCAGUCACCUGGAGCCAGUGAGCUCGCCCCCUCUCAGGACCAUGAUAAGACCCAAGAAGACGUUCUCAAACACCAAGCUAGCAUUAGCCAGCUUAAACGCUCCUUUAUGGAGGCGCCACCUCCCUCUCCUCCUCAACCCAACCAGUGGGAGAAACGUCUCACCUCCUCUCCCGCUACAACGAUACGUAUCCAACAGCAACAGCAAGUGGAGAGCACGCCCCAAACGGAAGCAGCUGCUGCCGAUAACACGAUCUCUGAUACCAAAGAGCCUGCAAAGACAACCGAAGUUGAAAUCGAGGAAACCGUUGUCGUCCAAGAGGUUUCUGUAGCACCCAAACCUGGACUUGUCACGGUCACAGCCAGCUCCCCUGCUGGCCCACCCGCAGAGCAGGAAACAAGAGAGCAGGAAGUGACGGUUGCAGAGGAAGUAGUGGUAGCAGAGGAAGGGAAAGCGGCGAAGCAGGAGAGCAUUUCUUCCGAGAGUGAGAGUGAAGAGGAAGCAGAGUACCAUCCAAAUGUGUCCGUAUCCAUCUGCCACACAAAAAUACCAGAGGAGAAGGAAGAGGAGGAAGAGCAGGAGGAGAAAGAGGAGGGUAAGACGGCAGAGCAGGACAUGACAGCUCCAGACGCUCCUUCCCUUCCAGCUGAAAUCAGCCAACCUGUAGAGGCAACCAGUCUAGAGGCAGAGGAGUCCAGGAAAGAGGAGGCAGAGAAGAAGGAGAGCACAGAGGAGAAGAAAGAAGCUGAAAGGGAGAUGGAGGAAAGCACAGAUGAUCCAAUGGUGACACCUGAGGAAGCUCCUAAUGGUCACACCCUGCCUGAGGAGAGCGUCACCAGCACGGUUGCCCCUGCAGAGGAAGAGGAAGAGCCUAAAAUGAACGGAGAGGCUUCUCUGGUUGAAGCAGAGCCACGGCCGCAGGUUAUUUGUUGCUCUGAGCCACCUGUGGUAAAGACAGAAAUGGUGACUAUAUCAGACACGUUUGCAGCCCAGAAAACUGAGAUAGCUACAAAAGAAGUGCCCAUCGUACAUACGGAAACCAAGACCAUCACAUACGAAGCUGCACAGUUGGAUGGUAACGGCGAUGGCGAGCCUGGAGUGUUGAUGACUGCUCAGACAAUCACCUCUGAAUCUCUGUGUACUACCACAACCACACACAUUACCAAGACGUUAAAGGGCGGCCUAUCAGAGACAAGGAUCGAGAAACGUAUCGUCAUCACCGGGGACUGUGACAUCGACCACGACCAGGCACUGGCCCAGGCCAUAAAGGAGGCCAAAGAGCAACAUCCUGACAUGUCUGUUACCAGAGUGGUGGUUCAUAAAGAAACUGAACUGGCUGAGGAGGAGGAUUGACUGAACUCAGAGCUGAAGAGCCCAUCGUGAGUGUUAUUUCUGUUGAACGACCUCCAUCACCCUACGACAACCGACCUUGACUGACUGAAGAGGAGAGGAGCUGGAAGCAGAAGGAGAAGAAGGGGAGAAAGGGGGGAGCGGACAGAUGAAGAGAAGUUGCCAAUCUCUUCCCAGUCGGUUUUUUUCUUACAUGUCUGUGGUGCGUUUAAAUCCCUCACUCCAAAACCAAGUAAAGAAAAACAUCCUCGUAUUUCUGCGGGGACAAAAAAGAACCACUUUGUUAGCUUAACAUUUGUAGCGUGUUUUUAUUUUUUAAUAGUGCUUUUUUUUUUUUUUCUUUUAACUGUUUUACAAAAAGAGAGAUAGUGUGUAUGUCACGUAUUGAAAACGUAAAAGCUGCGGGAUGCACUGAUAACCACUCCUGAUGAGAUACAAGGCUGAAAAUUAUGAUUAUUGCACUGAUUAUUUCACCAGUAGCAGUGACCUUCAGUAACUAUUCACUUACUCACGAGUCAGAGUAAAGAUAGAUAAAAAGAUAACGACCAUCUCAAACAGAGAGCGCUUUUUAUCUUCAUCUUUUUUUGUAAAAUAACGCUGAGGUUUUCAUGUUUUUUGUUCUGUAUCAGCAGUGGGGAGGUGGUAUUGGUGCAUUCCUAAAAAAAAAAAAUUAAUAAAAAAAAGUAAUUUGUUAAAUUACAGCUCCCUCACUUCGUUAUGGAGAAAUAAUAUAACACCGUCAUUUCAAUUUUUUUUUUUACAGUAACGAGUAGGACUGCAGAAACCAGGAGGACACAACCUCUUUAUGUUUUUUUACUUUUUCAAAGUGUAAGAAAAUGAAACGGUCUUACUCAUUA
Epinephelus fuscoguttatus (brown-marbled grouper) is the source of this 4205-nucleotide messenger RNA. It is a transcript of the gene epb41l2, whose product is annotated as erythrocyte membrane protein band 4.1 like 2. Gene Ontology annotation, biological process: cortical actin cytoskeleton organization. The coding region runs from base 256 to 3351 and encodes 1031 amino acids. The transcript is spliced from 24 exons. Gene Ontology annotation, cellular component: plasma membrane; cytoskeleton. Lineage: Eukaryota; Metazoa; Chordata; Actinopteri; Perciformes; Serranidae. Gene Ontology annotation, molecular function: actin binding; structural molecule activity. The record is from RefSeq and is a predicted model, not a curated record.